CGACGUCGUGUCAUACAUAGGGGUCCGACUCGCGUCACGAUCGCGGACUCGUGGUACCGGCAAGCAUUUGGGAGUCGAGCUCUUUGUCUUUCCUGCCAUGUCUUCCGCGCGCUCCAGAUACCUCACUCUCUCACUUUCCAGCUCAUUGCUUGCCAACAUCCGCAUCCAGAUACUCAUUCAUGGUUCGAUAUCCUUCUCCAGGCGUGCCUUGUAAACUUCGCGCCCACGUUAGGAUAAACAACCUCCUCCCAACCGUCUUCAAUCGUACCCUGGACCACUGCAUUGCGUUCAUGAAUCCUUGAGAAGAUUCAUCGCGACUGGGGAUUGGCCUCGUUCUUAACCGGCUCGCGAUGUUGUAUUUCCUAUAUUCAGCCGAGGAGAACAAUAACACAACGCCUUUUCCUCAAUAAGCCGAUUGAGCUUUAUAUAAGGGAGAGCAGCACUAGCGUCUAAAGCGAGUGUCAUCGACAUUCCUUCUUUGUUAUUUGACCUUAUACACGCCUUCAAGUUGCAAGCUCUUCAAUCAUUACGCAACGAUGGUGACGGCGACCCAGGCUGCAGCUGAACAAAACGCACUUUCCGCCGCUCCAUUUGACACAGACAGCCCCUCAUCUUCCAAAGCUUCAUCCAUCCCAGCCGAAAUCUUGGCCUUUAUCUUCAAGACAUGCUCGCAGCAAGCCCACGUCCUGACCUCGAGCGAGCGUAAAGGUGUCCGGCCUCAUCAAUGCCGCGCUCUAUGCCUCUCUUGGAUCCCAAUCGCCCAUGUAUGCCGCCACUGGCGCUUCGCCGCCCUCACGCACCAUGAGCUAUGGAGCAACAUUACCUCAGAUCGUCGGCCGUGGAUGAAAGAAAUGUUUCUCAGGUCUGGGGAGGCACCAUUAACCAUCCACAUCACAUGCAAGGAUCUCAGCGAUGACCUUGAAGAAGACCUUAUCCGUAGCAUUCCGCGAGCUCAAGAGCUAACAAUACGCGCGGACUCAGAAGGAGAGAUUAUCGAGCGCAUUUUAUCGCGCAUGGACGACGCUCCUGCCCUUCGGAGCGUAUCGUUUAUCGGUGCAUCGGACCAUCCAGAAUCGCUGGCUAUUCCCUUAAAUUUAGUCUCUCAGAAAGCGCGCGAGCUGGAGAACCUGCAUUUCUACUGCAGCUGCCCCGACUGGGCCGCUCAGCCCAUCUUCCCGUCAAGGCUGAAACGCCUGACUAUCUACCAGCCCGACAGUGAUCUCCAUCCCCUCCCCACAUGUGCCCAGCUCGCCGCGUGCAUCCAGCAAUUCGCGGCUCUCGAGGAGCUUACUCUUUGUCACACUCUCCCUGACGAGAUCGUAGCAGUCGAUAAUCAGGUUAACUUGCCGACCACCCUCCGUCGCCUCUCAAUCACGAGCUCGGUUGACAGUUACCUGGUCUUUUUAUCCAAUCAUCGUACCCCUCCUACCCUCGAGCAUAUUUCCGUUGUGUGCGCAGGCCAGGACGUUUUCAACGACUAUAUCCAGCUGUAUGGGCCCCUCGCACAUGUUUUGGGUCCGGACGUGAUCUCGGCUGUACGAGCCUUCUAUGCGUCUGCGCGAGGCCUUUCAAAGCCCCGUCGUGAUUCUUUGCCGAGUAGUUGCUACACUGAGUUCUCCAUCGGCAUCAAAAAUAAUGCUCUCUACACCACCACAACGUUCUGGAGGCCUGGCCAAAUGCCUCCAGAGACACCGCACGUCGCUGAACUGACGUACAUCUGCCCCGCCAUCUUGGUUGGCCCCUUCGUCUCCGUCCUUGAACGAGCCCCUUUCAUUUACACUGUCCGGCACGUCACGAUCAACGACCUUGGCAACUCGCCCGUUGUGGGUAUGCUUAUCCAGAGCAUGCAAGCGGUGCGCUCUGUCGUGCUGAACCCUGCGGAGUCGCGUAGGGAUAGUUUCAUGAUAAGCUCUGCUGCUGGCGGGCUCGUCGGCCCCGAGCUCGAGACGAUCACGCUACAAGGGAUUGAUUUCAGCGGAAGGCAUUAUCAGAAAGAGGAGAUCCCGUCGCUCAGAUUCGCCCUCAGCACGCGAGGGGGAAAUGGAUACCCGGUGAAGAAGCUCAUAUUCAAGGACUGUCGGAACGUGCAGAUGGGGAAAUGGGCGAAGCUGAAAGAGCAGGGGACUGAGCUGGUCGAAGAGUCCGAUGAUACAUCUUUGUAGGAUCUUUCAUGAAUGCAUUCUGAACUCUAUUUUCUGGUGCUCAUCUAUUCGCCCCGUGUCAAUCCCCUUUUCAACUCUCAUCUCUUCAUACUUGCGCUUGUCGCGGUUUCAUAGCAAUAUCACAAAUUUUCAGAUACUAUAUU
Messenger RNA from Coniophora puteana RWD-64-598 SS2, 2305 nucleotides. RefSeq lists its product as uncharacterized. The transcript has 2 exons. Bases 537 to 2162 code for a protein of 541 amino acids. NCBI's taxonomy places the organism in Eukaryota, Fungi, Basidiomycota, Agaricomycetes, Boletales, Coniophoraceae. The record is from RefSeq and is a predicted model, not a curated record.